Molecule: messenger RNA, 2847 nt
Organism: Cavia porcellus (domestic guinea pig)
Lineage: Eukaryota; Metazoa; Chordata; Mammalia; Rodentia; Caviidae
Product: tripartite motif-containing protein 10
Exons: 7
Coding region: 348-1790 (480 amino acids)
Biological process (GO): protein ubiquitination; innate immune response
Cellular component (GO): cytoplasm
Molecular function (GO): ubiquitin protein ligase activity; zinc ion binding; protein binding
Source: RefSeq, a predicted model, not a curated record
GCAGACAGCAGCUGCCCAGGGGGGCUGUGGCCUGGCAAACCCAGCCUCUCCCCUCCCAGCGGCCGAGACGCCAGUUCUCCCUUCCACGGUGAGGGACUUGAUGGACCAGGGGAACGGCGACCCCAGCCAGGGUCCCUGAGUCUGGGGCGGCGCGCAGUCCCCUCCUCGGCUGUUGGGGGAACCCUGGUGCCAAAGAUGCACGUGGCCGCCCAUCCGCGUGGGCGUGACAAUGUCCGCGCCUAGUAGCCGUGAGCACGCGUGGGAGUGGGAGCUGGGGCCGCGUGUCCGCUUGGCUCCUUCAGCCUGCUCCCUGCCCGGCAGACAGAGAGGCCCCCCGGGGGUCCAGCAUGGCCUCAGCCGCCUCCGUGAGCAGCCUGGCCGAGGAGGUCAACUGCCCCAUCUGCCAGGCCACGCUGCGUGAGCCGGUCACCAUCGACUGCGGCCACAACUUCUGCCGCGGCUGCCUGGCGCGCUACUGCGAGGGCCGGGGCGCCGAGGUGCCGGGCUGCCCGCUCUGCAAGGAGCCCUUCCGGCCCGGGGCGCUGCGGCCCAACUGGCAGCUGGCCAGCGUGGUGGACAGCAUCGAGCGCCUGUGGCCGGGCGCGGCGCGGGACGAGGCGGAGCAGGAGGAGGAGGCCUGCGCUGAGCACGGCGAGAAGCUCUACUUCUUCUGCGAGGACGACGAGGCGCAGCUGUGCGUGGUGUGCCGCGAGGGGGCGCUGCACGGCGAGCACACGGUGCGCUUCCUGGAGGCAGCAGCGGCGCCCUACCGGGAGCAAAUACGGAAGUGUCUCAUGUGUCUAAGAAGAGAAAGAGAGGAGAUUCAGGAAAUUCAGUCACGAGAAAACAAACGGAUACAGGUCCUGCUGGCUCAGGUGGCCACCAAGAGACAGCAGGUGAUGUCUGAGUUUGCGCAUCUGAGCCAGUUUCUGCAAGAACAGCAGAGCAUCCUUCUAGUGCAACUGGAACAGCUGGACGGGGACAUCCUGAAGCAACAGGAGGAGUUUGAUCACCUGGUUGCCGGGGAGAUCAGCCGGUUCAGCGCCCUGAUUGAAGAGCUGGAGGAGAAGAAUGAGAGGCCAGCGAGGGAGCUCCUGACGGAUAUCAGAAGCACUCUUCUAAGGUGUGAAACCAGAAAGUGCCGGAAACCAGAAGCCGUGUCCCCGGAGCUGGGCCAGCGGAUCCGGGACUUCCCCCGGCGGGCCCUGCCGCUGCAGAGAGAGGUGAAAAGCUUUCUGGAAAAACUCUGUUUUGAAUUGGACUAUGAGCCAGCUCAUGUCUCCCUGGACCCCCAGACCUCCCACCCCAAGCUCCUCCUGUCUGAGGACCACCGGCGGGUUCGAUUCUGCUACAAAUGGCAGAAUUCGCUGGACAGCCCCCAGCGUUUUGACCGGGCCACCUGUGUGCUGGCCCUGCGUGGCUUCACAGGGGGCAGACACACGUGGGUGGUGAGUGUGGACUUGGCCCACGGGGGCAGCUGCACCGUGGGGGUGGCCAACAGGGAGGUGCAGCGCAAGGGGGAGCUGCGCCUGCGACCGGAGGAGGGGGUGUGGGCCGUGCGGCUGGCCUGGGGCUUUGUGUCCGCACUGGGCUCCUUCCCCACCCGGCUGGCCUUGGAGCACCAGCCCAGGCUGCUGCGGGUGUCCCUGGACUACGAGGUGGGCUGGGUGACCUUCUGCAAUGCCGUCACCCAGGAGCACAUCUACACCUUCACCGCCUCCUUCACCCAGGAGGUCUUUCCCUUCUUCGGGGUCUGGGGCCGCGGGUCGGGCUUCUCCCUGAGCUACUGAGAGGGUGCAGCUGGGACUUGAAUUGGGUGCUGUGUGGACUUGACCCCUCGCCACUCACUUGGAAGACUUGGGGUAAAAACAGCUGCUUCAGACACUGUGGGAGCCUUGGCUGGCAAGGGACAAGAUGGCGUGGCCUUCAAUCUGCAGGUCAGAUGCCCAGUGGAGGCCGGGCAUCUGGGCAGCCAGCUGUUGCCCGCUCCUUUCUCCCCCAUCCCCACCACAGGGCCCUGGGCUCUGGGUGAAGUCCCGUCACCAACCAGCGGUGUGCCUCGUGAGCAAGAAACCUGCCUCGCUUCAUCUGUUCUUUGAAGAAGUAGAGCUCACUUGUUCGCAUCCUCAGGAACCAUUUAUUGUGUGUUGAUCAUGAACCAGGCUGUGUGGUAGCCACGGUGAUUUGAGAUAAUGCACAGAGGGCAUCUGGGCUGCACGCAGUGUACAGCCUAGGAACUUGUGGAGGCUCUCGGAGGGAGUCCAUCCACGAGGCUUUUGGGGAGGGGCUGGUGAGGAGAGGAGAAGAAGCCCCUUAGGAGGCAGGCACCGCAGAGAGCAGAGGAGACACUGUGUGACCCAGGGGGCACGGGGUCCCCUCUACCCAACACAACGAACUUCCCUCUUACAGUGUCACCUCUAGCCCAGAGGAGAUGCAGGGUUUGGGGACCGUGUAAGGGGAGGUGUGGCCCUGAGUCUUGCUCAGCCUGGGGAACCCCUCUUCCUGAGCAGCCUAGCGCUAAGUGGGAAUGGAAAAGUGCUGUCUGCUGCAUGCACUGGGUUGGGGUGGAUGGCCUGUGCUCUUCAGUCUAGCAUUGGGACUGCUCUAGGACCAGACAAAAAGUGACAUGUGGUGGGGCGAAGGGGAGACUCGGGAUGGGAGAUGAGCAGACUGGAGUGGAGCGCUCUGCGGAAGACAGGACCCAGGCAGUACCAGGGGAGGCCGUGGUCCUGCUGGGCCUGAGUAACUGGGUAGCCAACAUGUUGCUGCCUAGAAUUUGGAAAAUGAUACCCAUGCUGGAGAGUGGACUUUUCAAUCCUAUGCAUAAUAAAAGCAUUUAUAACUACA